UCUUCUCAUUUGUUGCGGUAAUUACGUUACUCUCGUGAAUGGCAAGUCGGCUGUAAUGUGUUUGGAUGGAUAUGUGGAUACAAUUGAACUAAACUAUAAAUUAUAGUACCCGAUCAACAACCGAUUAUUGAAUAUCAUCUGAGACGUUAUAUAACUGCCAUACCAGAGUCUGCAUACAUACAUACAUAUCCUCUUCUGAUUUUCUACUGGACAGUUGGGCUUCAGCUGAGCUGGACAAGUCCUGAUCGAAAGUCUAAUGUCUAAGGAGCGGAUUAGAAGUAAACAACCUAUGCAGAUAUUCUACGCCCGACUCUGCCUGAAUUUUCUUCUCAUUUGGAGCGGUAAUUUAGUUACCCUUGUGAAUGGCAAGCCGGCUGUAACGUUCUUGGAUGGAUAUGUAGACACAAUUGACCGCGACUAUAUAGUACCCUAUCAACAACCGAUUACCGACUAUCAUCUGAGUCGUUUGCGUCGUGGGUACUACUACGUCGAAGACGGUUUUAUAACUGCUAUACCAGAGUCUUUAUUAUACGCCAAUAGACGUGUGGAUACCGUGUCAUCUAACGGUGUUGCCGCUACUACGAAUGGUGCUAAGAACAAACGAACGCAUGGCAAGCGCAAGAAGUUGUUUGUGCCAAAUUUAUUCGGCUGAGAAGAGAAUGAGUGAAAGAAGCAAGGAGAGAGAGAGAGUAACCAGUAUGAAGAUAAAUAUAAUUGGGUUUAUUGCACUUCGUUGAGAAUAAUUGACGCCAAUAGUGGAUUUUGCUUGUGGCAAUACAUUCUCGGCACAUUGAGAUGAUAGACUGAUGUAUUUUUUAAUAGCUUUGUAAUUUAACUUUAAAAUCGUAUGCACCUGAUUGUAUUAAGUUCAUUUAUUCCUAUAAAUAAUAAAACUAUUAGCAAUACUAUUAUUACUAUAUACUAUACAUAUAUGUAUAUAAAAUAUACAAUAGUCGUCGAUAUUAUAAGUACAUAUAUAUGUGAAGCCAUAUUUUCAAUGUGUGACUUUUUUAAGGACCACAUUUACUUUAAAAAUA
This is a messenger RNA of Zeugodacus cucurbitae (melon fly), 1037 nucleotides long. RefSeq lists its product as uncharacterized. The coding region runs from base 257 to 652 and encodes 131 amino acids. The transcript is spliced from 2 exons. Lineage: Eukaryota; Metazoa; Arthropoda; Insecta; Diptera; Tephritidae. The record is from RefSeq and is a predicted model, not a curated record.